Messenger RNA from Thermothielavioides terrestris NRRL 8126, 1451 nucleotides. RefSeq lists its product as uncharacterized. The transcript has a single exon. The coding region runs from base 97 to 1308 and encodes 403 amino acids. The record is from RefSeq and is a predicted model, not a curated record. Lineage: Eukaryota; Fungi; Ascomycota; Sordariomycetes; Sordariales; Chaetomiaceae.
AAUGACGAGCUCGUAGAUCUCGCAGCGGCCUACAGGGCAAAUACAUCCUACCCAUUGCAUGCAUAGGGUACACCAAGCAAGAUGCUGCCCUUAGCCAUGGCACUAUCAACGCCAGUCGCGCACCGAUACGCCCCGCUCACGCCGUCGCCUCUAAACCCCAACACUUACAACAGCAGCAGCAGCAGCGACUCGAAAACCCAGCAGGACAAGCCCGCCUCGACCUCCCCGAGACCAAACCCCAGACCCAAACCCACGACCCUACACCUCCCUCCGGGAUACGCGGCCCCGGCCUUCUCCAGCCCAACACAGCGGCUCCUGCGGUACAAGGCCGCGCAGGCCUGGCGCUCCGAGACGCUCCAACGCCGCGAGGCCGUCCAGCCCGCGAGCCACGCCCACGCCCAGUAUGCGUCCCAUGCCCGGAGAAAAUACCAACCCCACCACCACCACUACCAUCACCACCCCGGCGACGGCGACGACGACGAGAGGUGUAGCCAACGCCGGCAUGAAAAGCAUCAACGCCCCCAGGACCCGGCGGCAGCAGUGGUGGCAGCGGCCGUAGCAGGCCACCACAGCCACGACCAGACGCACACAGUUCCCUUCAAGAUCCCCUUUACCAUCCCCGACCCGAGCUCAGUCCCAAACAGAGACACGGACCCGCACCCGUACUCGUACCCGUACCCGGCUGCAUACGGGCACAGCAACGGCAACGGCAACGGCAACGGCAAUGACAACGGCGGCCGGGCCCCCCGCGAAAGUGAUAUCAGCGGCCUCGUCGAACUGGAAGCAGCAGCAGCAGCAGCAGCAGGAGUAUCAUCCCUGCCGCGGGCCGAUGACAGGCUUCCCGGAGCCGGAGCCGGAGCCGGCGGCUGCGACGGCGCAGGCGGAGGCGGAGCAGGAGAAGAAGCAGCUGUAAACGGAGCCGCACACCUAGUCGGCGAGGGCCAGGAAUGGGGAGCAUGGGAAUGCGGCGGGCAAGGGCCGCCCGCUGGCUGGCGCGCGGGGCCCGGGCAUGACGGGCGUUGUCUGGGCAUGGAGAUGGUUGAGCUGGGGAUGGUGUCUGGGCGCCGCGGGCUGGUCCGCGGGAGGCGGGGGAAGAUUCGGCCUGGGGGCGGUGCUGCUGGGGAUGGUGUUGGUGUUGGUGUUGUUGGGCUUGGUGGCGGUGGGUUGCGCGGUGCGGUGACGGCGCGGCGUGUUCUUGUCGCGGUGGCGUUGCUGAUCGCGUUGGCGCUCGUCCACGGGCUCGUGAGCGCGUUUGGGGGUGUCGGUGGCCGAGCCACCGGUGGGUGGGGUGGUAGGGAGGGGUGGUGAGGCGUCGUUGGGGUACUCGACGGAAUAGCUUGCUCGUUCUCCCCUGCGUGAUGGGAAAACGCGGAAGAGCAGACAGUUUGAGCUCACAGAGGAGGACCAAGAUGAGGUGGAGACCGGGUCUUGCGUUGUGAGUCGAGUUGAGA